CCUUCACACACUCCCCCUCGCUUCCCUUCCCUAAACCCCACUUCACCCGACUCCUCGAAUCCUCCUCGCCUCGCUUCCGAUUUUUCUGGGGGGUUUAGCGCCUCCCCCAAUUCGGCGACCACCCCCUCCCGAUUCCGCCUCAGUUCCUGCGUCGAUCGAUUGCGAAAAUCCCCUUCGUUACCAAUCGCAUUUGUUUGUUUGUUUUUGUUUGUUUUUUUUGGGCGUUUGAUGCCGUUGCGGCUGAGAGGCGGCGGGGGAUCGAAGCGAGGGAUGCCGGCGGCGCCGACGGUGACGCCCAAGGCGGUGAUCCACCAGAAGUACGGCGCCAAGGCGUGCUACAGCGUGGAGGAGGUGCGGGAGGCCGUCGACGGCGGCUGCCCCGGCCUCGCGCUGCCGCAGCAGACCAGGAGCGUCUACCGCUGCUCGCUCGACAUCCCCGGCCUCACCGUCGUCACCCCGGGCACCUUCGUCAGGAAGAAGGACGCCGAGCAAGCCGCCGCGCAGAUUGCCCUCGACAAGCUUGGUAUUCAGCCCACUGCAAAUGCUCCCAGUACUCCUGAAGAAGCAUGGGAUGAACUUAUUGCUCGCAUAUCUGGUUUUUUUACAGAUGAGAACUUCCCCUCGUCAUCUCAUCCUCUUAUUGGCCACAUGUGUGUGACAUUCAGAAGAACCGGGGACCGCUUUGGUAUGAUUCCUAUGUCAGCAAUUGCUGCAUGUGAUGUGAAGGUCAUUGGACUGUGUAAACUUAUUGACCCCAAAGCGGAGUUUGAUCCUCUCUUGGUUUUAUCAUUAAUCUAUAAUGCUGCCAAAAAAUCCCCUGGUGUCUCUGUCAGUGAUAGCAACUUCUGGAUUUGGAGUCAGAAGCCUUAUUCCCCUGAGGCUGUUGAUUUGGCACUUCAGCAUUGGUCUGGCAUAACGGAUCCCAUAGAAGUAGAUGGGAUUUUUGUUCCUUGUAUGAUGGAGGAUGAACCUAAGACAAUAAGACUUACUUUAUCACAUAAUGAACAUUACAUGGGUGAUAUAGUGUCUAAGCUCUCUGCAAGUGAUUCCUCCCACGCUGUUGUUUCAAGAACUGUUGGCAAAGCAUCUUCUGAGAUAAGGCUAUAUUUCUCAGCUCCAAAUGUGCAAUUUGUUUCUGAGAUAUCACACAAUGUGGUUUCUUCUCUUGGAGAUGGCUAUAUGGAGAGCCUAAUAAAUAAGCGAGCUUCCUUCAUUUCUGGUCAAACAAUUUAUGGAGAUGCAAUUUUGGCUAAUGUUGGAUAUACAAGGAGAGACUCAGAGCUUCAUACUGAAGAUGUUACCUUAUCCAACUAUUACAGGAUUCUUCUGGGCAAAUCACCAGAUGGGAAUUACAAGAUAUCCAGGGAUUCAAUUCUGGUGGCAGAGCUUCCAUCUGUGUAUUCUCGUUCUAGUUGGAAGGGUCUCUCUCCACGAGAUCUUCUCUGCUCAUUUUGUCGCCUUCACAGACUAGCAGAGCCCUACUUCGCUGUCAAUAGGGUAAGUGCCUCUUGUAAAGUGUUAGGAUCACCUGUAAGCUCCGAGGAGAUGGACGUGCUAAAGAAUGCUGAAAAUCAGUGUGCUAGUGAUGGAAAGAAUGACAAGGAAAACCCAGAUAUGUUCAAAUGUGAUGUCAAAAUAUAUUCAAAGAAGCAGGAGCUUUUAUUGGAGUAUUCGACAGCUGAUACUUGGAGCAAGGAAUCUGAUGCCAUUCACAAUUCUUCAUUGAAGGUGUUGAUUUGGUUCUGUAGUUAUUUCAAGCAACCGAACAAGCAUGUACUGAAGCUCUCUCAUUCUAAGAGCACUGAUGGCUUCACAAUAUGUCCAGAUAAUUUUUUGCAUGAAUUUGCCAUGUUCUUAUCUAUUUAUGGCAACAGAGGAGGUGAUGACUCAAGUGCAUGCAGUACAGUUGGAUCGCUUUCUAUGGAUACCUCAAAACAAAAGCUUGAAAACAAUGCAGUUUUAGCACACAUUGAUGGUCCAGAUUCUGGUGUUUUUCCAUCCCAUGGAUCAUUGACUUGCAUAAGCUAUACUGCUUCCUUGGUGGUGAAGGACAAAACAAACAGAUAUACGCUAGAAAGCAACAAUGAGUUUGAGUUUGAGAUAGGGACUGGGGCUGUUAAGAAUCAGAUUGAAUCAUGCGUGAGUCAGCUGUCAGUUAAUCAAAGCGCAUGUUUCAUAGCUGAAUUGCCUCCUAAGGAUUUGAUCCUUGCUGCAGCUAAUGAGUUUUCUCAUGACCUUUCCAAGAUAUCUAGAGACAAUUGCUUCUUGGAGUUCUCUGUAAAGGUAUUGCAGGUAACUGAACCAUUAGAAGAUAGAAUGGAAAAAGCCUUGUUUAAUCCUCCUUUAUCUAAACAAAGAGUGGAAUUCGCUGUUCGGUACAUCAAUGAGCUGCAUGCUACCACAUUGGUUGAUUUUGGCUGUGGAUCUGGUAGCCUUCUUGAUUCAUUGCUUGAGCAUCCAACAACCCUUGAAAAAGUUGUCGGUGUUGACAUUUCUCGGAAGGGUCUCACACGAGCAGCAAAGAGCCUUCAUCAGAAGCUGAGCAAGAAAUCGUUGAUGCAGACAAGUGUUCCAACGGCUGUGCUCUAUGAUGGUUCUAUAACGGAUUUUGAUUCUCGCUUAUACAGAUUUGACAUUGGCACUUGUCUUGAGGUGAUUGAGCACGUAGAGGAGGACCAAGCAAGUUUAUGUGGCGACGUCGUCUUGAGUUCGUUCUGCCCUACGGUGCUGAUUGUUUCAACACCCAACUAUGAAUACAACCCUAUCCUCCAGAGAUCAGCUAUGCCAAACAAGGAAGAAGAACCAGAAGAAAACGCUGGUCCUUGCAAGUUCCGAAACCAUGACCACAAGUUCGAGUGGACAAGAUCCCAGUUCCAGCACUGGGCUACCGGACUCGCAGAAAAGCACAACUACAGCGUCGAGUUCAGUGGCGUUGGCGGAUCAGGCGAUGAACCAGGCUUCGCUUCCCAGAUCGCUGUCUUCAGAAGAAUGGCGUCGGGUCAAGAUGAGGUUUGCCAGGAGGGAGAGCUGCAUCAACCUUAUGAGCUUCUCUGGGAAUGGCCAAAUGCAUCGUUGCCAUCUCACUGAGUUCUUGUGGUAGGGAGACACGACAACUCUAUUAACUCUUCACCAUGCUUGUAACUGAGAUGGAGAUUCUGAUUAGUACUGUAGUUGGCAUUAACUUGUCGUCAGUAGGAAACUCAACUCAAGAUCGUGUCCCCGGAUGUUGGUGGGUUAAUGCCUUGGGCUGUGUUCUAAAGUCAAUGUUGCCAAUUUCACCAAUCUUGUUUUCCACGUGCGUAUUUUCCGAAUAGCUAAAUAAUGUGUUUUUUUAAAAAAAAUUAUAGGAAAGUUGCUUUAAGAGAUUA
Molecule: messenger RNA, 3368 nt
Organism: Oryza sativa Japonica Group (Japanese rice)
Lineage: Eukaryota; Viridiplantae; Streptophyta; Magnoliopsida; Poales; Poaceae
Product: small RNA 2'-O-methyltransferase
Biological process (GO): RNA methylation; siRNA processing; piRNA processing
Cellular component (GO): nucleus; cytoplasm
Molecular function (GO): O-methyltransferase activity; RNA methyltransferase activity
Source: RefSeq, a predicted model, not a curated record